GAGACCGGCGCUUCUCCGGAACGUCGAACGAAACGAGGCGAAUAUAACUGUCCAGCGAACUUUACACCUGGCUCGCGGUAUACACUUCCAAGUCCUCCACCAUUCACCCUCUCUUUCGCUCUCUGCCACAGUCGCUGCCUCUCUCUUUCUCUCUCUCUCUCUCUCUCUCUUGCUCUCCCUCCUGCCGCUUCUGCCUGUGUAUAUAUGUACACAUAUAUAUAUGUAUACGCGUAUAUAUGAAUGAAUAAAUACAUAUAUACAUGUAUGUGUAUGUAUAUAUAUACGUUUUCUUCCAUCCUAACGCCACCCCUCCGUUCUAACAUCAAACACCCCCUUUAAAGUUCCGCAAUCGCGGCUACAACGUUAACCGGCUAUGAACUCACUGCCGCAACUCGCCGGCCCUUCCGAGCGCGCGUGUGUGUGUGCCAGUGCGUGAACGAGACAAAAAAACCCGCAUAUGUAUACAUAUGUGUCGAUAUUUAUCCAUAUUUAGAUAUAUUCGGACAUAUGUAUGUGUAUUUUGGUAACUCAAACCUCUCGCUCGUAUUACCUCCCUCGCCAAGAGCUUUGAUGACUUUGAAAUAUACGGUGACGAUAAUUUUUUUAUACUUGAACUGCGGAGAUUUAACGUCAAUGAAGAUUCGAACGAGAAGCUCAAGAAUCCAUAAGAUUGUCGACUCUGGGACUAACGGGGAUAGUCAAGGUCGAGAGCUGGACCACAACGAAAAUCGAACGACGACCUGAACGAAGCUCACGGGGGAUGGAAAUACUUUGUGAUGCCAACGAUGUCACCAACGAUUAACGAGACAUGAGACUAUCGUCCAGGGUGGACAGGAGGCGGAGAGGAACUCCUGCAGGCUGCUGGAAGGAACGGUAGCAGCGAGGUGGUGAGGCCGAGUCGGGUGGAUGGUUUUCGAGGGGGGCGGGGGGGCGGAGGAGGCGUGAAAAAGUAAAAACCAAAUGAAAUUGGCGAAUGAGAAAAAUUAGUCAAAAUGAAUCUGAUUAAUAUGGACGCGGAGAACCGGGUGGUUCUCAACGUCGGUGGUAUACGUCACGAGACGUACAAAGCGACAUUGAAGAAGAUACCGGCUACGAGAUUGUCCAGACUCACCGAGGCACUCGCCAACUACGAUCCCAUUCUCAACGAGUACUUCUUCGACAGACAUCCAGGCGUUUUUGCCCAAGUAUUGAAUUACUAUCGCACUGGAAAACUUCACUACCCAACCGACGUUUGUGGACCACUUUUUGAGGAAGAACUCGACUUCUGGGGCCUCGAUUCCAAUCAGGUGGAACCGUGCUGCUGGAUGACCUACACUCAGCAUCGGGACACUCAAGAAACUCUGACGGUGCUGGACAGACUGGAUCUCGACACGGAAAAGCCGAGUGAUGAGGAACUCGCCAGAAAGUUCGGAUUCGAGGAGAACUAUUACGGUGGUACACUAACGUGGUGGCAAAAGCUUAAGCCAAAAAUGUGGUCGCUGUUCGACGAGCCCUACUCCUCCAAUGCUGCCAAGAUAAUCGGUGUGGUAUCGGUGUUCUUUAUCUGUGUGUCGAUAUUGUCGUUCUGCCUGAAGACACAUCCGGACAUGAGGGUGCCGGUGAUAGUGAACAAAACGGUAAAGUUGUUAAACUCAACGACGUGGACAUUGGACAAGAGUCACACGAACGCCCACGACGCCUUUUUCUACAUCGAGUGUAUAUGCAACGCUUGGUUCAGUCUGGAAUUUCUGAUACGUAUAACGGCGAGUCCGAAUCGUUGCGAGUUCAUAAAGAGUUCGGUAAACGUGAUCGAUAUGAUAGCGACAUUGAGUUUUUACAUUGAUUUGGCACUGCAAAAGUUCGCAUCGCAUUUGGAGAACGCCGACAUCCUCGAGUUCUUCAGUAUAAUAAGAAUAAUGAGACUGUUCAAACUAACGAGACACUCGUCGGGGCUUAAGAUCCUGAUACAAACGUUCCGUGCCUCGGCCAAAGAGCUGACCCUCCUCGUAUUUUUCCUUGUCCUCGGCAUCGUCAUCUUCGCCAGCUUGGUUUACUAUGCGGAGAGGAUACAGGAUAAUCCGAACAAUGACUUCAAGAGCAUACCACUUGGACUCUGGUGGGCCCUGGUCACCAUGACUACGGUCGGAUAUGGUGACAUGGUGCCUAAGACUUAUGUGGGCAUGUUCGUGGGGGCGCUAUGCGCCCUCGCCGGUGUACUUACUAUCGCCCUGCCGGUGCCCGUGAUCGUCAGCAACUUUGCGAUGUAUUACAGUCACACGCAGGCGCGAGCCAAGCUGCCCAAGAAGAGGCGUCGAGUGCUUCCGGUUGAGCAACCCCGGGUAAGAGUACCCGGGGCACCCCCGGGUCAACCGGGGGCUGGAGGGACGACGGCUUCCACGGGGGGUAUACAUCCCCAUCCCCAAAAUACCUGUGGCCAUCAGGUCGUCGCCCUCUUGCCCCCGGGAGGGCCAGCGUCCUGCCCUCCAGGUGCCGGCUCCCCUGCUACCCUCCAACAAAUACCCGGAGCUCAAAACAGGCGAAUGAACGCCAUCAAGACUAAUCAUCCCAAGGAUCCUUUUGCAUCUACUAAGACAGACGACGAUCGGAGAAGCUCUAAUUUACGGACGAGCAAUGGGACCAAGACGUCCGGUGCCAUUGGCUAACCAUUACGAAAAUCAUCGAGUUAACGAAUGAGAUACUUAUUUCCAUGCACUGCCGCGAACGGUCGGGACCUCCAACACGCUAAAACACAGCCCGACUAUACCAUUCGAAUCGUCGAGUCUUCGCACUUAUCGGGGAUCGACGCGAAAACGAGUAAAAAGAGAUAAACUUAAUAAUCUUGUGAGCGUGUGUGCGUCUGAAUGGGAGCGCGCGUGUGUGAGUGUGCGUUUGUGCGUUUGUGCGUGUUCUGUCCGAUCAACGCGAAAACAAAGCUAUAUAGUGACUAUUUGAGGCUCCGUAUAUAUACGAUAAAAGGAUGGACUCACGAGCACAGCAUCCUUGAUGAAAAAUUUCGAUCCAUCGCUCACCGACUCCCUCCAUUCGCGAGGGGACAAUUUUCUCAUCGUUCAAUAAUCUCAAAAAAAGAUGAAAAAAAAAACACACAUGCAAACGCGAAACUUAAUUAAAUACACAUCUACGCUAGCUGCCUUUAUUCACGAUUCACUGAAAAAUAAUGAGAAACAGAAUAACCGAUAAAAGUGGGAACGCAAUUAAAUAAUACACGUGGAAGCACUGAUCAUUGCACUUUGAGCAUACUCAUCGGUGCGUAGCAGCCUCGUAAACUUCAUCAAACUAUCUGAAUGUAUAUUUGCCCCACUCUUUUACAAAGUUAUUGCAAAACUUUUGCAACCAGGAACUUAUCCAUGAAAAGUGAUAGAAGUGAAGUAAAAUUCAAAACUCGGCACUUUCGGUUACCCCCGAAUUUCCAUCAGAAUCCGUAGCACAGCAGCGCCACGCGAUACACGAAACGACAAUAAUUUGUGGGCUACGGAUCGCGGGAGUUGCCGAUUUCGAGUGACCACGGACGCGCAGCAAAGAGAAAAGAAAAAAGUUGAAAAACAAAAACUGGUUAAAUAACAGGAAUCGUACGAAAUUUAUCAUCGCACUUAUCGCGUACCCUAACUCAAUGCCGCUGGGACCAAUCAUCAGCCUCCUUAUCAUAAGCACUCGGCUAAGGAAGAGAGAAGAAGGAGGAGACGCUCGAAAACAAUGGCAGCCAAACUUGCAGUCAACUUGUACUUUUAUUUUCAUUUUUCUUUCAAAAUUUAGAGUCUAUGAGGAUGAGUACCGGGUCAAAGUUCGAGUCGUUCCAUACUCCAAUAAAUCCAUCUUCGUCAUAUCGACGUGUUAUAGACGAGAGAUUGAGAGGAAAAACAAAUACGAUACCGAUUUCAAAGUCUUUUAAUCGUUGUUUCUUCAAUCGACAUAUCAUUGGUGAUCACAUUUAAAACGAUUGCUCGCAGUUUCGACACAUAUCCAAGAAAAAUAAUGAUUAAACAACAACAAUGACGAGGAAAGCCAUAUAUAAACGGUUAGAAGAACACAUUCGUGUAGUGAAAUCACGGUUUGAGGAGCUUUUUUUCCGGCUGCACUUCUGCUCGAGCAACUCGUCCGUUUGUCUUUGUCCUAAUAAAUCGAUAAAUAUAUCGAUCUCUCGUUGUCGUAUAGGCGAAGCCCGGUUUUUCGAAGAAAUAAAUCGUAUUUUCUUGUUGGUUCAAAACUAAAGAAAAAAAAUGAAUAGACAAAUGGUUAAAUAAAUAUGUUUGACGAGCGACAAAAAAGUAUCGUUUGACCGGGAAAAAUUGGAGCCUUUUUCUGGCUCGGGUGCCACGUUGCCGGUCGUAUCAGGUAUAUAUUGGAAUGAGGCAAAAAGCUGGACAUACCGACGCACGUGGGGGGGAGUGAGUUUCGUGACGAAAAUCGAGGAAUCGAGGAUAUUAAAACAAGAAAUAAAAUUAAAAAAAUGAACGACGGGGAGGACCGCGGGCGCGAGAAGCGCGCGCGUACUCAUGGGGAACAAAAACAAAAAACAAAACUAGCAGAAAAAGCGCCUCCUCGAGCUUGAGUUAGUGUCUAAGUCAUAAAAUUUUACGAAAUUUUACGAAAUUUUAUUAAAGAAGAAAAAAGAAAGGAUCGAGGAGGAGAGCGGCUGGCUGAAGAGAGCAGAGAAGCAGAAAAAUCGCAAUUACGAGAUUCUGGAUCAUUUUGAUUUUUAUUCAUUGUUAAAGCGAAGGAGCUUACAGGGGAACAAAAUGAAAGGAAACGCAUAUCCGCGGCGGUUACUUUGAAUUAAGCGGCACGUACGCACAGACACUUUAAUAAAGGAUUUAAGCAUGGAGCAAACAACAGGAACAAUGAGAAACAGAAAAAUAUUAAUUAAAAUAAAUAUUCGAAGGGAAAAAAACGAGAAAAAAGGCACAACAUCAUUCGAAACAAAAGUAGCAGCUGUGGACGAGUAACGGAGGAAGAUGUCGUACGAACGCUUGACGGGGAAAUCAUUUUCAAUUGUUCGCAUGAAAAACAUUUAUAUAAAUCUUGCGUUCAAUUCGUUACUCGCAAUCGAAUAUUACACAAACAAACGCAAUUUGCAAAUAAUAAUAUAAACAAAUAAUAAUGAUAUUAAUAUUAAUAAAAAUAAAAUAAAAUAAUAAUAAUAAUAUAAUGAUGAUAGUGAUAAUAUGAUUAUUGGUAAUGACGUUAUACUGUACAGUGCUAAUCCCGAGCACGCACAACAUACCCAAAAGCGUACAACGCGUGGGUGCAGAAGACGUGAAAAUUGAUAGAUAAGUAUUGAUGAAAAACACACAAAGAACAUAAUUCAUUUCGUACGAAAUGAUGCUAAGUGUAGGAAGGAAGAUUUGCUUUGAAUUUCAAUAAGUUUUAAUCCUCAUUGCCUGCUUAAGUAUCGAGAGAUUAUCCAUAUCAAUUAUCCAUUAAAGCAAAGUUUCUUCAUUUCAUCAUCGUUUUUAAUACGCUGCUUUUUUUAAUCUCUCAAUUCGUUUGAAUGAUGAGCAAUUAAUUGUGAUAGUUGACUCAUCGCUGACUCACUUAAUUCGAUGAGCUGAUCACGCGUGACUGGCAAACGUGCGAAAAAUUUUACGAAAAUAAUAAUACCACUAAUAAUAUGAAUAAUAAUAAUACGAGUAAUAUUAAUGAAAAUAUAAAUAAUAACGAAUCACCAUUUGAAUUUUUUCUCAUAAGCAUUAUCCUUAUAUUACGAUCGAUUUUUGAUUGAAUCAAUGAAAACUCUUCUCGUUUGUCGUUCAAUUGCGAUUUGCUUCAAUGAAAUUCUGCACAACUUUGAACAUGCCCGGGGCUACAUUGAAAAAAUGUAAUUAUCGUAAAAGGGAGCUUAGUCUUGUCUUGAUAAAUGGUAGAGGAGAAAAAAAAGAUUUAGUACGUGAAACGCUUGAUUGGUUUUUUUUUCCGGCCUUAAAAUUCGAGGGAGAACCGCGUCGAAAUUUGUAAAGUUUAACAUUCGAUCGUUCAAUUUUAUCGUUUCAAUUUUUGUGGCUGUGAGAGCACUUUGAAAUUCGCCGAAAUCGAAUCGAUGAGAUAAGCAAAAAUUUGCCAAAUUCGGUGGCGUGAGAAUGUAUAAAAAAAAAAAAAAAAAAAAAAACACUUAAAUUAUAAAAUAAUGCGAGAGGAUAAAUUUAUUUUUCAAUGAAAUUACGGAGCGGUUUGAGUUCAUCGCAUUGUUAGGAGAAGGAGAAGGAAAAAGAGCACAAAGUAGAGUAGCGAUAUCCACAAGAGGAACGAUUUUUCCUUGCGUUUCUUCGAUUGAAUUCAAACUCGAUUGUGUAAAAAUAAUAAUUUGAAAGCGCGCGCAGAGGAGAUUUGAAUUCGAUCAAUACGUCGGAGCAGAAUGCUCCGUUUUUCCCUCGUUUUUUCCCUCGUCAACGAAAUUUAUUAUCUCCAAGCCCGAAAGCUGCUAUUCUAACAUUCAAAAUUUCUUGAGCUUCUUCGAAUAAGGUGAAUAAAUUUUCUUUUCCGCGCUAGAAUUGUGAUUAGAAGGAAAGAAAAUAUUUCCGUUUCCCGGCGGUUUCAGGGCUCAAAAUGGUUGUUAUUUCGACUUAAUACGAGCGAGGUGGGGAUAUAUAAAUAUAUAUAAAUAACAAGAAUAUAUAUAUAUAUAUAUAUAUAUAUAUAUAAACAACACGAACACAUAGACACAUAAAUAAUGAUUAUUAUUAAUUAUCAAAUCGGUCCCGUUGCCGAUCAUUUUCACAAAUAAUAAUAUAAAUAAUUAUAAAUAUCUAAUUAAAAUCACACACAAACACGAAACACACAAUUAUGUACGAAUAACACAAAUGUACGAGGCCACAAAUACAUCGACACAUAUACACAGGCUCACGACGAAGGCGAGGAGAGAAGCGAGAGAUAAAUAAAUUCAUUACUUUAAAUAAAAUUUUAAAAACCAAACAACAAAUGGCGAUGGCGAAUUAUAUAUUAUUGUACCGCGAAAUCGCGCGCUACGUUUACGAUGAACUAGCUGGUUUGUAAAUAAAUUAUUUGACUCUUUGAA
Messenger RNA from Venturia canescens, 7006 nucleotides. It is a transcript of the gene Shaw, whose product is annotated as Shaker cognate w. The record is from RefSeq and is a predicted model, not a curated record. Gene Ontology annotation, biological process: potassium ion transmembrane transport; protein homooligomerization. Lineage: Eukaryota; Metazoa; Arthropoda; Insecta; Hymenoptera; Ichneumonidae. Gene Ontology annotation, cellular component: neuronal cell body membrane; dendrite membrane; voltage-gated potassium channel complex. The coding region runs from base 993 to 2642 and encodes 549 amino acids. Gene Ontology annotation, molecular function: delayed rectifier potassium channel activity; protein binding. The transcript is spliced from 7 exons.